Fulvia fulva is the source of this 714-nucleotide messenger RNA. RefSeq lists its product as uncharacterized. The record is from RefSeq and is a predicted model, not a curated record. NCBI's taxonomy places the organism in Eukaryota, Fungi, Ascomycota, Dothideomycetes, Mycosphaerellales, Mycosphaerellaceae. The transcript has 2 exons. Bases 1 to 714 code for a protein of 237 amino acids.
AUGAAAGCUGCUGUACUAUCCUACCAGGACUUUGUUGACGACUCUAUCUCUGGAAGCUCCCCAGAGGGCGGCCUGGCGGCUCAGCUAAGACUAGUUCGCGAACUCGGCGGCGACGAGGAAUUAGCCAGGCGUAUUGUCACCACUCACGCAAAGCACCAGAUUCGACUCAAUGACAUCCAUUCUGCUCUUGAAAAUCUGUCAAUGGUCUACUAUUUUGGCGAGGAAGCCUUCACCGACAGGGACACUCGACUGCAUCGAGUAGCCGAGAAGAUCUUCAAGCACUGGAUUUUUCACGCUCGUUCCAACGUUUACAAGACUCUCACACGCGGCAAGCUCGAUGUACCCAGCAUCGUUGGCCACUGGAGAGCUCGCAACAAGCACUGGCAGGCGCAGCUACCACGGAAGGCUACCUACGCUCAGAUCCUUUUCACGGUCCAGCAACUCUUUGACCAUGCAGCCAGUAUCGCCAGUAGACUGUACGAUGAGGACGGAAAGUAUUGUGGACCAGGUUAUCACGGUAGAUGGGAGGAUUUGCCGAGGGAUCUUGUGGACGACCGUCGCCUCUAUACAUGGGAGGUUGACAACAGAUGGCUCCAAUGCGAUACUCCUCGAACCACCUUGUCUAUUGUCACCGAAGAGCCUUCUAUUGGCGAUGAUGAGCUGCCAGAUGACUCGCCUGAGGAGGCUACGGGUGAGUCGGAUACCGAAUCAUGA